This is a messenger RNA of Fusarium venenatum, 951 nucleotides long. NCBI's taxonomy places the organism in Eukaryota, Fungi, Ascomycota, Sordariomycetes, Hypocreales, Nectriaceae. The record is from RefSeq and is a predicted model, not a curated record.
AUGACUUCCGACACCAAAACCCCGCCACAUAACGCGCAACCCUUCUUCUCAAAAUCUCUUGAUAGCAUCGACGUCAAAGAAAUCCCAUAUGAUGUAGGAGUGCCCGUCAUCUACUUCCUGAACACUGGGACAUAUCGAUGUCUCAAUCCCGAACUCGAUUCACAGGACGAGAGGAACUGCUCAGAUCUUGGAACUGCGUUUCGCGUCUACGCAGCUGCAACCAUGUUUGAACUGGUUGGACUUAAGAAUGCUGUUCAGAGUCGUAUGGCGUAUCUCGAGAAAAGGAUGGACUUGGCCUCGGUUGCGCGUUCAUUGAAAGAGACUGGGCUGAACUUGGAGGAAUAUCCAAUGCUGGCGAUGCAUUUGUACUCGUACAUCCAGAUUUCUAAGGAUGUAUCUUCAAAAGAAGAGAUGAAGUUGAUGAUUACCGAGCUUGGAUUUCCUGAAAGUGUCAAUAUAGAUUCUUUCCAGUCCUCUUUGGCAUCGAAGGGACUACCCAUGGAAGAAAGGGAUGCCAAGCCGACAUAUCCUCAGAAAAGUCCGCCAAAUCCUACGCCAGAGUCUAAAUCGGAGUCCGAACCGGAGGCUGCGCCAGAACUGCCUUGUUGCUCAACGGACAAGAACAAGGUAGUUACUACUGUUGUCACGUCUGCCCCCGAGAAAGACCUACCGAAAACGGCCGCCACGAAAACUUGGAUGAGGUUGUUACCAAAGAUCAAGUUGGCAAUGACUUUUGGACGAAGUGAGGCCGUUCCCGAGGAGUCUAUAGAGCUACAGAAUACUAGAAAGCCGGUAGAUGAGAUAAUGACCCCAGCUCAGGGUCUUCCAGAGGAGUCACUAGUUUUGGCACGAAAACUUGUUCUGUCAGCUGUAGGACAGAAUUUGGAAGAGGGUGAUAUUGGACUUCAGGAGGGCACCUUUCAAGUUCCACCCCCAGCCAAAGAUUUGUGA